Messenger RNA from Caenorhabditis remanei, 990 nucleotides. RefSeq lists its product as uncharacterized. Gene Ontology annotation, biological process: regulation of transcription by RNA polymerase II. Bases 1 to 990 code for a protein of 329 amino acids. The transcript has 3 exons. The record is from RefSeq and is a predicted model, not a curated record. Gene Ontology annotation, cellular component: nucleus. NCBI's taxonomy places the organism in Eukaryota, Metazoa, Nematoda, Chromadorea, Rhabditida, Rhabditidae. Gene Ontology annotation, molecular function: RNA polymerase II transcription regulatory region sequence-specific DNA binding; DNA-binding transcription activator activity, RNA polymerase II-specific.
AUGAACAACAAUGUUGCUACUUGGAUGAGGCCAAGUUCGGAGCCGUUCUCGGCUCCACUAGCCGUCGGGUUUUCGGCUUGGCCUCCGUCGCCGACACUUCCGCCGUUGGCUCACUCACCGCUUCAGGAUGCAGUCCACGCCGACCACAACCAUCGUCGGAUCCUCAACUCUUGCCGAAAUCUGCCGGAUUGCCUGACGACGACAGUUCCCCAGCUCCACCAGAUCACUUCUGCCGAGCAGUCUCCACUACAGUUCACGCCGCCACCAAAUUGCGAGUUAAUUGUGGUUCUCGACAAUCAAACGACGACUACAGUUUCAACAAUGACACGACGUUCGAAAAUGAAUGCGAACAGUCAUUUGAACGUGCCCUCCUUCGAAAUGAACAUGAGCACGAGCCACGAGUCCAAUGCGACCUUUGAAUUUGACGUACUACCAGAGUACACAAACUAUGCAUACGAUUUCCCCCCGGUUCUUCCCACUGCAUCCGCCACUUCCUCUAGUUCCUCAUCUCAGGCACAAGUUGCCUCAUCUCCAGAUGGAGAUUUUCUCGAUUUGGAUUCGCUGAUGAGUUGUGAUAUCACUUCUCUUGACGCCUACAUCCACGAUGACUCCAUUGCUACCGUCUCCAACGUCUCACCUCUCACUGUAACAACUCCGGAUAUAGACCCAAUUGACGAAUUCUUCCCACAACUUGCGCACACCAAUAAAAUUUCCUCACCAUCUUCCGAAUCAACAAUCACCUCCUCAUCUCGUGUCCGCAAGCCAUCGUCGGUAUCAUCUGACUCAUCAUCAGACUACCGUCAAAAACGUGACAAGAAUAACCUUGCAUCACAAAAGUCUCGUCAAAAACGUCAAGCAAAAAUCCGUGAAGCUAAAGAAGAGCGAGAGCAGCUUGAGAGACGUCAAGUACAACUACAAGCUAUGGUAUCAACCCUCGAGACUCAAGUUGAGGACUACAAGCGAUUGGUUAUGAUGUUUGUUAAACGAUAA